Neoarthrinium moseri is the source of this 3600-nucleotide messenger RNA. RefSeq lists its product as uncharacterized. Gene Ontology annotation, biological process: mitotic spindle assembly; microtubule-based movement. Gene Ontology annotation, cellular component: spindle microtubule; nucleus. The transcript is spliced from 3 exons. The coding region runs from base 1 to 3600 and encodes 1199 amino acids. The record is from RefSeq and is a predicted model, not a curated record. NCBI's taxonomy places the organism in Eukaryota, Fungi, Ascomycota, Sordariomycetes, Amphisphaeriales, Apiosporaceae. Gene Ontology annotation, molecular function: plus-end-directed microtubule motor activity; ATP binding; microtubule binding.
AUGCAGAAAGGCUCCACGCGGAGCGCGAGGCCGUCCAUGGCCUCGUCGUCGACAAGCGCCAGGACCGGCAUACCCGCCCGCCCCGGUGUCAGGCAGGCCACCACGCGCAUGUCGUCGCUGAGGUAUCCCAACCACCACGCCGCCAUUGCGGCCAGGAUCGACCGCACCGCUGCUCCCUCUCCUGCCGACUCGCUCGCUUCCACAGCCACGGCCGGGACUAAGCGCAAGGACCGUGACUUCGACAUGGGUCCGCCCGGCGUAGAGACCAACAUCAACGUCGUUGUGCGGUGCAGAGGCCGCAAUGAGCGGGAGGUCAAGGAGAACAGCGCCGUCGUCGUCGAGACCGAGGGCGCCAAGGGGAAGCUCGUCGAGCUCUCCAUGGGUCCCAACGCCCUGAGCAACAAGACGUACAACUUUGAUCGCGUCUUCUCGCCUGCUGCCGACCAGCGAAUGGUCUACGAUGAGGUUGUGAAGCCAGUUCUCGAGGAGAUGUUGGGCGGUUACAACUGCACCAUCUUUGCCUAUGGCCAGACGGGAACUGGUAAAACCUACACCAUGUCGGGAGACAUGACUGAUACUUUAGGCUUGCUUUCGGAUAAUGCUGGAAUCAUCCCCCGUGUUCUCCACGCCCUCUUCAAGAAGCUCGAAGCCGACGAGACCGAUAGCCUCGUCAAGUGCUCCUUCAUCGAGCUCUACAACGAGGAGCUCCGCGAUCUCAUAUCCCCGGAGGAGAACGCAAAGCUCAAGAUCUUUGACGACACGUCGCGGAAAGGACACGCCACCACCGUCGUUCAGGGCAUGGAGGAGACCCACAUCAUGAAUGCUGCGCAGGGCAUCAAGCUUUUGCAAGGUGGCAGUCUGAAACGACAGGUUGCUGCCACAAAAUGCAACGACCUCAGCAGCCGAAGUCAUACCGUCUUCACCAUCACAGUCUGCGUCAAGCAAUCGGCAGAGGACGGCGAGGACUAUGUCAGCGCCGGCAAACUCAACCUGGUCGAUCUUGCCGGUAGCGAGAACAUCCAGAGGUCCGGCGCAGAAAACAAGAGGGCCGCCGAGGCUGGCUUGAUCAACAAGAGUUUGCUGACCCUCGGUCGUGUCAUCAACGCCUUGGUCGACCGUAGCUCUCACAUCCCAUACCGUGAGUCCAAGCUCACCCGCCUCCUCCAAGAUUCGCUUGGUGGGCGCACCAAGACGUGCAUCAUUGCCACCAUAUCACCAGCGAGGAGCAACUUGGAGGAGACGAUAUCCACGCUCGAUUACGCUUUCCGAGCAAAGAAUAUCAAAAACAAGCCGCAGAUCAACGCCGCCAUCAACAAGAAGACGCUGCUCAAGGAGUUCACCUAUGAGAUUGAGAGACUAAAGAGCGAGUUGAUCGCAACGAGGACGAGGAAUGGCGUCUAUCUUUCCAACGAGAGUUACGAGGAGAUGACUGUAGAAAGCGAGUCAAGGAGGAUACAGACCGAGGAGCAGGCCGCCAAAAUCGAGAUGCUCGAGUCAAAUUUAAGGAACAAGGUCCAGGAGCUCUUCUCGCUGACGUCGAGUUUCAUGGGCUUGAAACAAGACCAUGAGUCGACGCGGCUACAGUUGGAUGACACGAAAGGCGUGCUCGACCAGACAGAAUUAGUAUUGGAAGCCACGCGGAAGACUCUCGCAGAAGAGACUCACAUUCGAAAAGCCCACGAGAAGACUGAGGAAAGGAUGCAUGCUAUCGGCGACGAGCUCAUCUCCAAGUUGCAACAGACCGUUGGUCAUGUCGGCGGCCUUCAUGCCAAAAACAAGAGAAAGUCCGACCUCCAGUCCUUGAACCGAGGCACGUGGACCAUGGCCCAGGACCAAGUCUCGGAUGUAACGUCUUUGGUGGAGAGCCGCGUCGAGGAGUUCCGUAAUGAGCAACAGCAACACAUCUCCAGCAUAUCUCAGAAAAUGCAGUCGUUUGUGCAAGGUGAGCUGCAAAAACUCUCGUCGACGCAGGCGUUCCUGGACUCCAAUCUGGACCAAUUCACUCAGUCAAGGGAUGAUAUGAUAUUACAGACGGAAAAGUCCAAGCAGGACAUGGAUGAGGUCCUCGAGGAGAUCAAGGAGGUUCGCGACAACAUCAAGGAGAGAGUUGGCGAAAGUCUCCAGGCUAUCGCAGCAGCUGCCGAGAAGAUCGCACAGGAUGUGCUCAGUGAGCUCGGCGUCUUUCAUAAUCAACUCCAUACGUCUUAUGCCUCCCUGGGCAAAGAUUUCAGGUCGAUUUUCGAGGAGCUUCUGAGCCAUCUCACCAGCCAGAAGCAGGAGUCAGAUAGUCUUAGGCAUCAGCUCAAGAGCGCCAGCGAGACCAUUUUGCAGUCCAAUUCCGACAUCUCUGCACGUAUCCAACAAGUCAUCGAAGCAGAGCGAAGGCAAGCUGCCGAGGAGCGAAAGAACCUUCUUCUGCAGAUCUCAAGCCUUAUCAACUCUCAAGCCGAGUUGCAAGACUCUCGACUGGCUGACAAGGCCGCCUCCCUGCAGCAGAGCGUGCAGGAGACGAAUGCAACCUUUGAGGGAAGCGUGGCACAGUACUCCCAGGGUAUGGAUGUAUGGGUUGAGAAAGAGGACCAGCUACUUGGUGAUGUUUCCAAGUCGCGAGAGACGCUCAAAACAAAGUUGCAAGACGACUGGAAUACGGCAAACCAGCACAGCACAUCCAUCCAGGCGACCACGAAAUCGGUGCAUGCUGAGACUGUGCGUGUAGUUGACGAGCAGAUGAAGGAUCUUGAUGACCAAAUGACAUCACUCGAUGAUUUCGUGACUCGUGCAAGGUCGCAAAAUGCCGAACAUCACGACCAGCACUCAGAAGCGCUCGAUAACCUGUCCGGGACCGUUGAGGAUUCAUAUGGAAGCAUCAACGCCCACUUCAAAGAAACCUUCUCACGUGUCGAGGGCCUCGGUGCCGAGAUGGACACUCUCACCACCCGGACUACUGAUGCUUUUGGUCCUCUGCCCGAGAACAUUUGCCGGCCGUUGGCCGGUCUUCGAGAAGAGAUAUCCGCCACCACACUUCGUGAAUAUCAGCCCACGGGCAACACUCCACAGAAGAUGGAGUACGAAUACCCUACAGACCUACCGCAUACCAAGGCUCACUCGGCGCUCAUUGCUGAGCUGCAUGGGACAGCGUCGCCAAGCAAAAUCUCAAGCACUGGUGGUGUCUUUGCCGAUGCUGAUGCCUCACUCAGUGAGAACCGCUCGCCGUCGCGACCCACUUCAUCAGACUCCCACUCCCUUUUGUCAGAGCGCAAUCCGCUUACCAUGAGCCUGCGAGAGGUUCACCCAAAUGUCAACUCCAGUACUUCACUUAUAUUCGAUCCCCUCGCCGGUUCGGCAAACACGAUACAUGGGUUCAGCGCGAGCGUCGGCCCGGGAACUUUCAGUGCUAGGGCCAUGGAGGAAGACAAUACUAUGCCGCUGUUUAAGAAGAGCCGGACCACGCGGUCUAAGAACGGGACGAAAGCCGGCGCGGCGGCUGAGGGUCGCGAGAAUAUCCCACCCCCUAUGAAGGUCCUUGGUGGCGGUAUCGGCAAGGGCGGCGAGAUCUUUGCUCAAAGCUCCUCUCGGAGAAAAAGUCCUAGGCUCAACUGA